Messenger RNA from Chenopodium quinoa (quinoa), 1854 nucleotides. RefSeq names its product methyltransferase-like protein 2. Gene Ontology annotation, cellular component: nucleus; RNA N6-methyladenosine methyltransferase complex. Lineage: Eukaryota; Viridiplantae; Streptophyta; Magnoliopsida; Caryophyllales; Amaranthaceae. Gene Ontology annotation, molecular function: methyltransferase activity. The transcript is spliced from 9 exons. The coding region runs from base 86 to 1450 and encodes 454 amino acids. The record is from RefSeq and is a predicted model, not a curated record.
GAUAAAAUAAACCCAAAAAUAGAAGUGAACUUCAAGACAAAACUAUAAACACAAAGUAUGGGCAAAGACGAGUAGCAGAGCAAAAAUGGCGGGUAUUGAGAAGAAGCAGCUUCUAACAGAGCUACAUGAAUCUGGCAUUUGUAAAAUCCCUAAUUCACUCACAUUCUUCAUUGAUCCUGUUCGAAUACUCAAUCGUAACUACACCCAAUUUAGGGUUUCCCCUUCUUCCUAUUACUCUCGCUUCUUUACUUCCAAUUUCACCAUUGAUGAACUACCAAAUCAAGAACACAAAUCAGAAAAUGGAGAUAAUUUUAGGGUUUCUGCAAGUUGUGGAAAGAGAAAACGAAAUCAAAAGAAGAAGAAAAUUCAGCAAUGUUAUCCUCUUAAUGAGAAGGAAUUACUAGCCGAUCAACGACACCAGGAAAUUAGGCCUUUAUUAGUAAAAGCACAUGAAGAAUUGCUUAGAGCUAAGGAGCUGUUAGAUGUAAUUUGCGAGCUUAAUUGUGAAAUUGAGGGUUGGGAACGUUGUGUUGAUUUGAAUUCUGGUGGAAUUAAUGAAGAAGAAGAAGUUUCGUUUAUUGAGCUUGGAAAAGUUUGGCAAGCUCCCUUGUAUGAAAUUGCUCUUGAUUAUACUCAAGCUAACACACAGGUCCAAAUAAAUGGAGGUUCCCUUGAUACUCAGCAUGUUAAUCAAAGGUUACUCCCAUUAUUCAAUAACUUAGUCUCAAAUGAGACAAACUAUGACAUGGUGGCAGAAUUUCAGACAAGUCAAUACAUUUUACCAAAAGAUAGCUGCUUCUACAUGUCUGAACUGGAGCAGAUUCACACCUUAGUUCCCGCUAAUUCAGAAUGUGGGUUUAAUUUUAUAAUGGUUGAUCCACCAUGGGAAAACAGGAGUGCAUAUCAAAAGUCAAAGUACCCUACUUUGCCAAACCGGCACUUUUUGUCACUUCCGAUUAAGCAACUUACCUAUACAAGUGGAGCACUUGUAGCUUUAUGGGUGACAAACAGGGAGAAAUUGCGGAAGUUUGUUGAAAAUGAACUGUUUCCUGCAUGGGGAGUCAGCUAUGCAGCUACAUUAUAUUGGUUAAAAGUAAAAGCUGAUGGAUCUUUGAUUUGUGACCUAGACCUCUUUCAUCACCGGCCUUAUGAAUGCCUUCUACUUGGAUACACUGGAAAACCUAAUGUAAUGCAGGUAACAGAUUCUGAGCUAACAGCCACAGGAAAGUCUUUAAAAGAUCAAGUAGUGAUGACCAUUCCAGGGGACUACUCAAGAAAACCCCCGGUAGGAGAUUUGCUCCUGGAGUAUGUGCCAGGACCCAGACCUGCUCGUUGCAUCGAGCUGUUUGCCAGAGAAAUGAUGGCUGGAUGGACAUCUUGGGGAAAUGAACCUCUGCACUUUCAAGACAGGAGAUUUUUUUCAAGGAAUAUAACUGAAAACACUAAUUAAAGAGAAUUUUAAACUGCUGUACUGUAUUAUGUUGCCUAAAUAUAUUCAAAGACUAUACAGCUUCUGACACAGAUUGAGGUGAGGAAUCUGAGGAUCAAUUGUUCUGAAAGGCUCUUCAGCAGCCAAGGAAACGCAAACUAUGCAGCACCCCAGGACAAGGAAUGACAGAUAUCUCGACAAAAAAUGGACAAGAUGAAAGCCAUCUGUUAACUAUUGCGUAUCAGAUGCAUAGCUAUGUUGUUUCAAAAAAAAAAAAAUGUUGUUGCCAGAGUUAUGCUUUCACAUUAUAAAAUUUCUAUGGUUCAUACUCCCUACUCAAUUCAGAACCAGGAGUUGAGCUCUUUGUCAGUUACAUAUUCAUCAUUUAUGAUAUCAAUCAGUCCGUACUUUGAUAUUUUAUUGUA